This is a messenger RNA of Brassicogethes aeneus, 12366 nucleotides long. Lineage: Eukaryota; Metazoa; Arthropoda; Insecta; Coleoptera; Nitidulidae. The record is from the annotation of a GenBank genome assembly.
AUGUUGACAGGUCUAGUGGCCUGGGUACUGAAUAAUUAUUUAGGAAAAUAUGUAGAUAGUCUUAAUACUGACCAACUCAGCAUUGCCCUAUUAUCUGGGAAAGUUGAGUUAGAAAACUUACCACUUCGUAAGGAUGCCCUAUACAAUUUGGGUUUACCAAUUGAAAUUAAAAACGGUUUUAUUGGCAAAAUUCAACUUCAAAUACCUGUAAGGCAAAUAAGAUCAGCCCCAUGGGUUAUUGUCAUAGAAAAACUGUACUUAGUGGCCAAUCCUUUACCAGUAAAUGAGUGGGAUUCUGAGAAAGAAGAAAGAGCAAGACAAAAAUUAAAAUUGUCAGCUCUAGAUAGCGUAGAAUCAAGAUGGAGACUGGAGACUGAGUCUAAGGAUAAUGCAUAUUAUGCCUCUAGUUACUCUUCGUGGCUUGGAGCUGUCACAGGAAUAGUUUCUGAUAUUGUAGAAAAUUUACAGCUUCAAAUCAAAGAUGUCCACAUUAGGUAUGAAGACAGCUGUAGCAUACCAGGGAAAUCUUUUGCCUUUGGGUUUACAAUCGAGUCGCUUUCUGCGCAAAGCUGCGACUCAAAUUGGUCCCCAACCUUUUCUCAUUGGACAAAAACAGGGGAUUCUUUUAAAUUGUUGGAGUUGCAAAAUUUUGCCAUGUAUUGGAUUGACUUGAACAAAGAUGAAUUGUUUGCCACCAACAACAGAGAGGAGCUAGAGAAUGUAAUGUCCCCAAACCAAACCCUUAAAAACACCAGAAACUACAUCAUACCAUCAGUAAGCGCGCAUGCGCGCAUGAAACGAAACAGAAGCGAAAAACCGUUAAAAUCCACCGACACUCCAAGAAUCGUAUGCGAUUUAAUACUAAAGGAAGUUCCUAUAACCCUGAUCGACUGGCAGUACAAUCAAAUAGUGGCCUGCAUGCGCGGUCUGGACGUGAUAGCCACUCUGCGCAGCUACAGGCGUUACCGACCGAGCUCGGGCGCGAUCGAGGAUCCGCGAGCGUGGUGGAUGUACGCGGUAAGUUGCUUCUACCCUGGCGGCAGGCAACCCGCCAUAUGCAAGCCAAGGCCGACUUGGGAGAGCGCGCUGAAACGCGCCAAAGAGAACGUGCAAUACGUGCAGAUCUACAAGAAGAUAUUGAUGACCCCAAAUGUGACGCUGAGUUUAGACGAGAAGGAGGUUAAGGAUGGUGUGGAGUGGGAUAGAGAUAUUGAGGAAUUGAAAGUUUUAAGACAGAUUGCUAUGAAGUCUUUAAAAGUUGACCGUAACGGUAAUACUGGUAGUAACCAGUCUUCCGGUAGAAGCAUGCUGGAAAGUUGGUUUCCACAGUGGAUGGGAUGGUAUUCCACGUCAACCACGAACGAAGCCGAAAACGUGGUUCCUACCGAAACAGCCCUCGAAGAAGAACUAUUCCAGGUCCUUUCAGAUUCCGCCGAAAAUAAUACCAUACUGAAAAGAGACGCGGUCUUUGGAAAAUUCAACUUUUCGCUGACCAAAGGGUGUCUUAAUUUGUGCACUUUCAUCGAAGAGACGAAGGAAAGUAAUUCCAUGUUGGAACUGGAGUUCAAGAACCUUUCUCUAACAAUACUGAGCAAACCGAGGACCCAAUCGCAUCUGGUGGAGCUGUCUCUAGGUUCGCUGAGUUUGAAAGAUAAAACCACUCCCAACACUUUGUUCCCGAUUUUGGUCGGUCCUCCGGGUUUCGAGCGAUCCACCGUUGGAGUUAACAGAUCCAGAGGCUUGCAGAGUCCCAGAUUUAACGUCGGCGAUGGUAAGCUCGAGGAGAUGAGCGAUUUGUUCUUUAUGUCUUACGAGAAAAGAGCUUUGAGCACAGGGAGUGAUUACAAACUUUCUAUACGAUCAAAAUGCUUGGACGUGGUUUAUCAACCGAACGCGGUACGGUGGUUGACGGAAUUCGUUUGUUGCCCGUAUCAGCGCGAUUUGGCUCAAUCCAGGAUAGAGCAAAUGAAGUCUAGAACAAAGAAGGAGCUCUUUAAAAAUUGGGAGCACAUGUUAGAUGGGAGAGAUUCUGCAAGAACCUCUUGGGAUUUGGAGUUUGAUAUAUCAGCUCCUCAGAUCAUUUUUGUUGAACAAUUUAGCAACGAAAAUUCCGCCAUGGCAGUGAUAGAUUUUGGUAGGUUACAGUUGCGGAAUAAUCCACUUAACUUGGAAGUUGUACCCAAAACACAGCUUUCAAAAGACAGUGAGGAAGACGAAACAUUUUUGACGCCAUGUUCGACUCCUCCACAAAGCGAAACCGACGAUGAAUUCGGUUUUGAAGACAAAACCGAGGCAGACGUUAACUUUGACUUGAACGAAGCAUCUCUGCACAAAAAAAUAUACGACAGCUAUUUCCUCGAGCUAACAGACUUGCAAAUAUUAAUCGGCAAAGUCAGAGACAACUGGCGCUACGCGCACAACAAAGGAACCUCGAAGUUGCACGUGCUCGACCGUUUCAACAUAUCGCUGCAAAUCGAGAAGAGAGUCAUACACACCGCCGACCCUCAGUAUCCGAGUUUGACGUUGAACGCGAACCUACCCAAGCUGGUGGCGCACGUGAACGAAAGCAAAAUAAACUGCGCGAGGAUGCUGUGGCAGAUCAUAUCGGCCACGGGGUUGCCGUCGCCCUUCAAGGCGCCCUCGCAGUCGCCCGAGCUAAGCGAGGAAGCGGCAACGCAGCCUCUAGACCUCGACGAGGAGGAUUCGGCCAGCGUGGACACUUUGAGCGUGGAAAUGUCGCGACUGCUCAUGGUGCAGUUCACCGUGGAUCAGCUGUCGCUGGAGGUGCAAAGCAGGGAGCGCAGCGUUGCCGAGUUGCAGGUGGCCGGCGUUAAAAUCGCCUUCACCAAGCGCAUGAUCGACGUGAACGUCACGCUGACGGUGCACAGCCUCCUAUUGGUCGACGCUCUGCAAACUUUCGGGCAGGAUUUCGAGCUACUGGUCGCCAGUCACAAACACGUCGGUAUGGACUCUAUGUCGGGUAGUUUGAGAGACAGCGAACCUACUUCGCCGACGUCUCCUGCGAGUCCCGAUCCCGGCCAGCAGAGGGCGGGAAUUACAACUUCACCGAUAGCGUUGAGUCAGGCUUUGAGUUCCUUAGCCACCUCUCCUCCAAUCAGGUGGGCCAUGCCUCAAACGACGGUGGAUGCUGAAGCUUUGAUUACCAUUGAUGUGGUUUUGGUGACAGGCCACGAACCAAUGCAAAUUGCCAAUGUGCAGUUCAACAAUCUAGAUAUUAUUGCAAAUCAGGAAACCAUAGUGGAGUUGGUCGGGUUCGUUCGUCGCGUGUUCCCCAAAUCAAAACGUACUGGCCCCACAAACCUAUCCUCAGCUGUACCGUUUAGUCGCAACGAAUCCAAAGAAUCCCUGUCCGAGGAGGAAUCCUUUAGAGCCUCAAAGUGGGGUUGCACCAAACUGACCUUCGAUUUCCAUCGCCUGAAUGUUCUCCUCUUAAGAGGGAUAAUCCGCGACGGUCAGCUGUACGGCAAAAAAAUUUGCACGGCCACGAUGAGCGAGGCCAAGAUACAGGCCAACGUCGCGGGUAAUUUGGAAGUGGAGGGCAGUCUGGGGGGUUUGCAGGUGCUGGAUUUGACCCCCGAGGGACACAUGCAUCAGAGGAUAGUCAGCGUGGGAAGGGACCCUCUUUUGGAAACCACACACCCGAUAUACUUGAUGGCGCAAACUCAAGUCGAUGAAAGAACCGCGUUCAGUUUUAAAGUUGUGCGAAGUUUGGAGAAGUUGAAUGAUAAAGAUACGGCGGAUAUCACCAUAAGAAUGGCAUCUCUAUGGUACACCCAUUCGCCACAAUUUGUGGUGGAGUUGCAAUCUUGUGCAACCGAGUUUAAACAGUAUCUAUCGAAUUUGGCACGAUCGAUUCGUUCCGCUGCAACUGAUAUGGCUUUGGGAUUAGUUAAUGCAAGAGCCGAAGCAUUGCUCUCUCAAUCCCUAUACAUGAACGCCAAACUUUCUUCCUCCAUGUAUAGUAGCGCGUUAUCUUUCUACGACACUUCCUCGCCUCGCAGAAGAAGACGAAGCAGCUCUAUGGAGAAUUCCGGGUAUUGCUCAGCACGGGACACUGUCCCACAAACCCCAUACAGUCCCAACGAUGAAGACGACUUUAUUAUAGACAUAAAUUUGGAUGUGGAGUUCGACAGUCCAGUGUUGGUUCUUCCCAGAGCGUCCAAAAGUACGCAAGUUUUUGUUGCUCAUCUGGGUAAGAUACGCAUGAGCAAUAAGAAUUCAAGCAACACGAACGGUAACGGUUAUAAUCUUGAUUAUAAUGAGUCGAGAUUGGAACAUUACGAUAUUGAGGUUAAAGAUAUGAAUUUGUUUUCUUUGGAUACGGGGCAACGAAGAGUACCAGGACCAAUGAUACCAAAACCCGAGGUACUGUACAACUGCUCAACUUUAGCCAAACCUAUAUUACACGACACUUUAAUACAACUUGUAAUCGAUAGGGAAAUAAGUAAACCACUUUUUACGCGGAAUAGUAGUGAAUCAAAUUUAUUGCUGGACGAUGAAGAAAGCCUAUCUCUGGACAAUAAUUCCCAAUCAAUACAGAUAUACGGUAAUAUAGUAACCGCUCUUAAAGUAUCUUUAACCCGUUCGCAAUACGAACAAGUUUUGGACACUGUGCAAUGGCUGACGUCAUCGCCAGCCUUAUUAGAAGCUCAAGGCGUAAGCAGGGUAAAUUCGCGACCUCAACCGAUUUUAACCGACAUCAGCGAAGAGGAUAUAGGCGUUACAACGCUCAAUAUGGAUCCCCAUGUUAGAGCUAAAAUGUUUCCAACUGCCACGAAUGUUUCUAAGACCAAACAGAGUACACAGAACGCUUUAGCAUUAAAAGUUGGUUUUGAAGUACCUAUCCUGAUAAUAGAACUCAAAGGCGACUCCCCAACUGGCGAGCAAGGUUUAGUGGACUUAUCGCUGAGAGAGUUCGUUUUUAACUACGAAAAAUUCCACAAAUACGAAACCAACAUUCAGGUCUCCCUGCGCUCGAUAUUCAUGGAGGAUCUCUUGCAACCGGAAAACUCCAAGCAACGUUCGAUGGUGAUCUCCUCCAGCGGAGACGAGUACCCUUCCGGAGCGGGAUGCGUCUCGCGCUCCUGCCCGGACGUUUCCGGUUUCAGACCGGAAUUUUCCGCCGUCAUACCGGGUUCGCUUCCCGAUCACCUGGAGACUGCCAAGGUGUUCGGCAUCAACGUGCCCAGUCAGCCCGUCUACUCUCCAAACCCGCAGGGGAGUGGUGGGGGGAGGUUUCCGUGUACCCCGCCCCCUUCUCCUUCUUUGAGCAGACAAAAACCCGUGAAGAACUUGGUUUUGAUUAGUUCUUUGCUCGUUGAUCCUGCUGCACCAAAUUUCGCCUCUUACUAUAAUUCGAUGCAAAGAUCAACCCAAAUAGACUUCAAUUGCCUGGACUUAAUAGUCAGCGUGGAAUCCUGGGUGGUCGUAAUAGACUUUUUCAGCGCCUCACCUUCAAACACCGUCACCUAUUCAACUUACAACGUAAACUUAUCGUCCGCAGAAGACAUACGUAAAGGUUCCUCCAAAGAGAACGCCGAAACGAAUAUAUUCGUUAAAUCGCUCUCUGUAGCGAUAGUCAAACCCGAGUACGACAUAGCGAAAGCAAACAUUUCCAACGUCGAUAUCGACGUUAAGACUUGCGGGUUACGUAAACAGGUCAGCGGUAAAUUGGGGUCUUUGUCUUUGCUGGAUUUGACCCUACACGGGCAACUGUACCGGGAGAGAUUCAUGACCUCCGGAAAACAUGCUUUGGAGUUCCAUUAUGACAGACAUGCGCCUACAGCCGAUAAGGAUUAUGACGCCAAAUUAUCCAUCGAUAUGUCUUCGGUUAUGUAUGUGCACACCAAACGAUUCGUGGCCGAAAUUUUAACUUUCUUCAAUCAUUUCACUCAACUGCAAUCCGUGAUGAAGAGCAUUAGAGUCGCAACCAGCGGGCAAUUGGUAAAAGACGACCAUCAAAAAGUUCUUCUGUAUCUUCAAGCCAACUCCCCUAUCAUUCUUCUUCCCGAGAGUUCCAAAUCGACCGACAUGCUCAUAGCGGAUUUGGGCCAACUGGUGGUGAAAAACUCCUUUAAAUAUUCCGGAGAUAAGGGCACCAUAAGCGUGGACACCAAAAAAUCCGACAAGAAAUGCCUUCUGGAGGUUAUGGUGGUCGAGUUGGAUAACAUGGAUUUAUACGCGGCCGUUAAAGACAACGAUUUGAAGAAGGAAAUAAAGGGAGAGUAUUUUAAGUUCGGCAGCAAUAGAAUCGUCAAGAAUGGCGCUUCGUUUUUGACGAAAAAAAUACAGUUCAAGUUGCAGAUUGAGACCAACAUGAACAACAACGUGUGUCACAAUGUUCCCGACAAAAGUGUUUAUGGAGAACUGUCCACGCUAGAUGGUGCUCUAGAACUAUCUCAAUACAGACUAAUAAGAGGAUUAUUGGCUUAUAACCUUGGGGAGGAAAGGGUCCCUGUUAUAGUAACACAACCAUCCAUUGAUGCCGAGGCUAAUAUCAGAGAUGUUUGGACAACAUUCUCACUCAAGUUGGACCUACAAAACGUGACCUUGAGGCUGCUUAAAUCGCACGAAAGUCCGCCUAUAAGUUGCAUAAACUUCAUCAAGUCAAAACUGGUUUUGGAAACGUACAGUGAUAACAGUCAGGACGUGGAUUUGAUGUCGCAGGAAAUUCUUAUUGUCGACACCAGAUUCCAAGGUAUUGAAACCGCAUCUCCUGUGAACGUUUUCACGAACAUACUACAACCGAACAAAAACUCCAAGAAAAACGAGCUGCAAGUCGAGAUCCACAAUCGUAAGAGACGCAACAAAACUAAAUCGACGAUAUUGCUGAACAAUAUGAGACUCAUGGCGAUUUUCGAUUGGUGGCAGCAAGUUCGCGAGUACAUUUUCCAGGAUAUCCAGGAAAAUUCCCUACCGAUAACACCGCAGAAGCAUAAACCACUUGAUGAAGUUGAUGGCAAAAGGGAGGAGGAAAUAUUUGAGUUGAACAUGAACAUAACGGAUUCAGAGAUUGUGAUUUUGGAGGAUAACAGUCAGUGGGACUCUAAUGCUGUCAUAUUUCAAACAACUACUGUUUUAACAUAUAAACCGGCGAAUACGGAAAAACCCUUAUCAUGCGCUCUGAAUAAUUGCGAAAUGUUCUCAUGCGUUUUGGGGAUGGAGGAAACAACAGCUCUAUCUAUUAUAGACCCCGUUACCUUGAACAUAGAUAUUAUUCAUGAGGAUAAACUUGAGAUACAAUUGCAAUUCCUUAAAGUGCGACUUUCUUACAACGACAUGUGUAUGUUCAUGCAAAUAAUAAAAUCGUUGCCGAACCAGAUCACAACUACAGAAAAAGAGCCAGAAAUAUCCAGAAAUUUGAGAGGUAAAAUUUCUACCUUGACAGCUUUAGGUUUUCGCUCUAGUGACUGUAUUGAAGCAUUGGAAACAUGCAAUAAUACUAUUGAUGAUGCAGCUCUUUGGCUAACUCGCAAUGCUGUUUCAAUGUUCGAUAAAAACGUUAAAAAACCAUUUAUUAAAGAUAUUGAGUUUCGCGCCACUUGUGUAACCUUGUGCAUCAUCGACGAUUGCAGAGAUUCUGAUGUACCUCUACUGGAAUUUUCCUUCUCAGACUUGUGUCUAACUCAAGUAAUGCCCAAUAUGAACCCACUUAUGCCCAUAUACCCACAGGGUUCUUUGGAUUGUACCCUUGUUGGGUCGUAUUACAACAGAGUGUUAUCUGGGUGGGAGCCAGUUAUAGAACCGUGGAAAUGUCGCGUGGCGUGGAAAAAGACUCUUUCCUUGGACCUAACUAGAAACCGUUUAUACAUCACCAUAGAAUCGGACGAAGCGGAUGUACUGAACAUCAACAUCACCUCAACUUUGAUAGAACUGUACAGCCAAGUCAAAGACAACUGGACCAAAGAUUACUACCUCUUGAAAGACGUGAAGAAGUCGGAAAACCAUCGCAAACGUCUCCCCUUCGUUCCCUACGCCUUGAUGAACGAAACCGGCUCGCAGCUGGCUUUCACGACUCUUAUAACGGAGUACAACAAAACCGCGUCGUACACCACCGAUAACAAUUGGACUGUGGUCGAACCCGGUCGGAUUGUACCCUUCACUUUCACGCAAAGAGACAAGAUCAGGCAUCAGGACUCGCACAAGUUGAAAAUGCAUCAGCUGACCGUUAAAGUUGACGGUUGGCAGUCCGUAACGCCCGUCACUAUAGAUAAAGUUGGCACCUAUUUUAGGCAUGCCGAAGCCGAGAUCGUGUCGAGGAAUCAAAAAGAGCGCCCUGCGGCCAGAAUAGUCUUUGACGUCGCUUUAGAGGGCUCGGCCCGCAAACUGGUAACAAUUCGCUCCGCCGUGGUUUUAGUCAACAAACUCCAGCAAUCCGUCGAGGUGAAACUGGAAAGUCGCCUGCCGCACGACACCGUAGCCUUGUGGGCUCCGAGCAAGUGCUUCCGCAUCGACCCCGAAGGCACGCUAGCCGUGCCCAUAGUCCACGCGCACUCGGAAAUAAGCGUCAAACCCGUCAACGUGACGCACCAGUACAUAUACUGCUCGCCGACGAUCUCCUGGCUGGAAAUGGCGCAGAACGUCGACGCGAUGCACGAGAUUCGCACGUGUCACACGCACAAGGGGCACAACUACAGGUUCUGCGCGAAGAUCUGCAAGAUCAGGCAGCUGUUCGAAAGGGCCAACGCUGUCGAACAGCCGGCGCAUAAGAUCGUCUUGCUGCCCACUGUGAAGCUGAUCAACUUGCUGCCCAUCGAUUUUAGUUACAGUUUGUCAGGCGACGUGGGAAGGAUUGCCCCAGGAUCAAACGCUGCCAUAACAAAUGCAAAUACAGAUAAUGACAUCAAAAUGGAAAUAAUGAUAGAAAACUUCUCAUCCAGCGGAACUUUGGUAGUACCAGCUCAAACGUACACAGACGUGAGCAGCCGAUUUUACCUGAAAGACAUACGCGGCAGAAAACUGUAUUUAUCCGUCUUAAUCACGCCCAACGUGGAAGCAAAAUUAAAGAUCACGAUUUCGGCCCCCUAUUGGAUAAUAAACAAAACAGGUUUGCCGCUGGUUUUCCGCCAAUCGGGCUCCUCUAGCGAAAGCGCGGGUCAAUUCGAGGACCACGAGAGGGCGCGCAUGGCGUCGCCGCUUUUAUUCAGUUUUUCCGAUAACGACGCCAGUCCCACCAUAAACGCCAGAGUGGGAAACCAAGUCAUCAAAUACGGAAUACCACAAUGGUGUUCCAAUUUCCACGUGCAAAAAGGUACGCAAGUAAAAAAAUUGUACGUUACCAUGCAAGACGGUCGGCCAGAUAAGGUUUUCGUUAUUGGGUUGGAAGUAAGGCUGGGUAAAGGAAAAUACAGGUCUACCAAUAUCAUAACCAUAUCACCGCGUUACCAACUCUACAACACAAGUUCCUAUGAGUUAAUAUUUGCACAGAGCUGCUUCAUCAAAAACUUGUCCGAUCCAAUUUCGCGUAAGUCUUUAUUGAAAGCAAUGCCCAACUCUCACAUGCCCUUCCAUUGGCCAAAACUAGAGAAAGAACAGCUUUUGUGCGUUUCCAUACAAGAUAUACCGCAGUGUUGCUGGUCGGGUGGCUUAAAAAUAGACGAUAACAAGUCCUUGCACGUAAACGUUAGAGACAGCAACGGCAGAGUUUACUUCCUUCGCUUGGAAGUCGUGUUGCAGCGCGCCACGUUCUUCAUAAUAUUCUCGGACGCGGACACGAUGCCUCCGCCAAUCAGGAUCGACAAUUUCUCCGAGGUGUCGAUACAGUUCGGCCAGUCGACUUGCAAGGACAUUCUCGGCACCGCUCGCGCGCACUCGAGCGUGCCGUACGCUUGGGAUCAGCCCACCCAGCCCAACCUGAUCACUCUGAUCGCUCCGGGCGGGGUUUUGCACUCCUACGACAUGAACAGGCUGGGAGAGCAGCCCGGUUUGACCUACGAGAAUUUUAUUUAUGUCGCUUUUACGGAGACAUUCAAAAAAAACAAAGAUCUGCUGGACCUUCCGGACGUGGAAAGCCAAGAGUUCGUCUUGGACGUGAUAAAAAACAACCGGGUGGUUUUGUCUUGCAAGCAGCAGGGCGAGCGUUCGCAGCUGUGGAAAAUGAGCCCGGAGGGGCAUUUGAUGCACGAGGGGAGCAGUCCGCCCUCGCACCCCCACCAGCCCCGCUCCAACAGCAACCUGUACGUGUUGGACAUCGAGAACACGGCGCCGCAACCCAGUAACUACUCCAGGUUGAUGCUGAGGCGUCUCGAUCCGAGGCGCGAGUCCACGCAAACCUGGAGGUUCACCGAAGAAGGCAGGUUGCAGUGCAAGCAUUACAAUGUUUGCGUGCAGGCGCAUGAUGGGUUCUUUGGAUUGAGAGAAGGGAACUCGGCUGUGUUGGGUCUCCCGCAGCCGAUCUGCCACAAACUGACUGAAAAAGGCAUCCCGAUCGAGCAGGCGAUCGACAAGCAGUUCCUCCGGCCGGGUUCGGGCGAGCUCGAGGUGCGCAUCGUGAUGGACGGACCGACGCGAGUGCUGACGAUCAAAGACCGACGGGAGACGGAGGCGUUCGCCGCGACGGACGAGCGCGAGUGGGGCUGCAUAUCGAAGAAGCAGCGGCCCGAUCUGCAGGGCGACGACGGGGGGGACGGCGGACGCGAGGGGGAGCUGCAGUUCGUCGUCAAUCUGCAGAGCGGUCUGGGGAUCAGUCUGAUCUGCAGGCGGGGCCCCGAAGAGCUGCUGUACGCUUUGUUCUCGAACAUCGUCGGCGAGGCCGUUGUAACGCCGUCGCUUAACAAGUUCUGCGUCAGCGUCGGGGACAUAAGGGUCGAUAAUCAGCUGUUUGAGGGUUCUGUACCUGUGGUGUUGUAUGUAACGCCACCUGGUAGGGUGGUAGAUGAGAGCAAACAAAUGUUGCCCGCUUUAGAUUUUAGCGCCGAAGUGGAGCAGCAGCAAAAUAAGAAUGCUACUAUAUGUAAAUACCUAAUCUUGAAGCUGAAGAAAAUCUCCAUCAUAAUCGAGGAACGGCUCCUCCUUAAGCUCGCGAAUUUCAUCGGAAUCCACUCGCAGGAGGAAGAAUCGCUGAACCGCGACGAAAACGACUACGAAACUCAACGUCUGAUAUCGGAAGUGUGCGCGACGCACGUGAAACGCUACUACUUCGGCGUGAUCCUGCUGAUGCCCGAGCAGAUACGCUUGAGCGUGAAAACGGCCAGCAAGCUUCCCCCGCAUCUGCAAAGGAUCAAGAGGAAGUUGGGACUGAGGUUGAUCAAGUUCGAAGACGCGGCCGUCGACUUGGAGGCCUUCGACAGAAAGCAUCCCUUCGAGACCAGCCAGUUCUUGAUCAACUCCAUAGUCAAGCACUUUAAAGAGGAGCUAAUGUGGCAGGCUGGGAUGAUCUUGGGCUCCAUAGACUUCAUAGGUAACCCUCUAGGGCUAAUGAACGACGUAUCAGAGGGCGUAUCGGGUUUAAUAUUCGAAGGGAACGUCGGAGCUUUAGUGAAGAACGUUACGCAUGGUUUGUCGAACUCCGCUGCGAAAGUUACCGAAUCGCUUUCGGACGGCCUCGGCAGCGUCGCCAUGGACGACUCUCACGAGGAAAUACGGCAGAAAAUAAGACAAGUUGAAAGCGGGAAUAGUAAAGAUCAUAUUCUGGCUGGGAUUAAGGGCUUGGGUUUCGGAAUUCUAGGGGGCGCCACGGGUAUUUUUAAGCAAGUUUACGAAGGCGCUUCGAACGAUGGGCUGCCAGGUGUCUUUUCUGGGUUAGGUAAAGGUUUAGUCGGGGCUGUUACCAAGCCAGUUGUGGGUGUUUUGGAUUUUGCCUCCGAGACGGCCAGGGCAGUCAGGGAAACCAGCAGAAGUAAAUCGAUGCCGGAAAGGUUUAGAUUGCCCAGAUGUGUCCAUGGGCCUGGAGGUUUAUUGCCAAAAUACAGUGGAACUCAAAGUUUAGGUCAACAAUAUUUAUAUGCAGUAAAUGAUAAAAACUAUGAAGAACAACUGGUUGCUUACCAAAUCUUAGGCACUGCUUCAGAAGACCUGCAGUGCAUUGUUUCGAACAAAAAAGUCAGAAUUGUCGCCAACACCCAGUCUAUCGACUUGACUCUCGUUAUAGACUGCCACUUAAACGAUUUGGAGGUUUGCAACGUGAUCGCGGACAAGGAGGGAAGCGAAAAUCGCUACUACAUCGAAAUAGUGAUGCAUGUGGCCGGCACUAGUGCGGCGCUCGUGAAUCCAGAUCCGAUCAAAAAGCCGCGGGUGCGGUGCAAAAAUGCGGACUUGGCGCACUCUGUCGCCUCCCAAAUCAACUACGCCAAACGGUUGUACAUCGAGUACCAGUACACGCUGACUAACGACAAUAUUGAAGACUGA